Amborella trichopoda is the source of this 2838-nucleotide messenger RNA. RefSeq names its product nuclear intron maturase 1, mitochondrial. Gene Ontology annotation, biological process: mRNA processing. NCBI's taxonomy places the organism in Eukaryota, Viridiplantae, Streptophyta, Magnoliopsida, Amborellales, Amborellaceae. The record is from RefSeq and is a predicted model, not a curated record.
AAAGAUAGGGCAAAAGAGGAGAAGGUGGGAGUGUAGCAACAAAGAGAAUGAGGUUAGAAAUGGAGAUCUUACUCCUAAAAGGAGCACAAUCCUCACUUCGGCUACCAUUUUUUUUUGAACUUUUAUCGUGGACAAAAAAACUGUCGUGUGUGCUGUGAGCACCUGCUGCCAUUUUUAGUGCACCUUGUGGUUUUGUACACUUUGUAUUUCACGAGUCAACCAGUUUCAAAGUAAAGAAGAGAGAGAGAGAAAGAGAGCGUCACUCUCGCUGCAAGAGCAAGAAUGCUCAGAACAAUACACAGAACAUGUAGGCGCUGCCUCCCCACCGUCCCCUUCUCCACUCUAUCUCAUCCCCUUUUCAUAGAAAAUACCAAGAAGGAAGACCAACACGAGGACCCUUUCUCUCUCAUGAAAGCAGACCCAAUUGAGUUAUGCUCCCAACUUUGGGUCUCUUCCUUCUCCAAUCCCAACAAAACCCUCUCAAAUCUCACUGGUUUUCUUAGGAAAUUCGAUCUCUGGAUCCUCGCAUAUCAGAGGGCUCAUGCUGAUGAAGUGGGUUCAUUCCCGCCUCGCAAUGCCAUCCAUUUUUCCACCCUUAAAGACCUUCUUUCUCUAAGAAACGCUGUUUUGCACUCACAGUAUUUGUGGGGCAUGAAAAUCCGCCAUGUAUAUAUUCAAUCACCCAGGGAGAGAGAACUGAUGAGACCCAUUUCAAGGAGAAGGCUAAAGCUGUUGUUGGACUCUGAUAAGACCCCAUUUCAAGAUAGUAUUGUUCAAGAAGUUUUGCAUAUGAUCUUGGAACCAUUCUUUGAGCCUAGAUUUUCUCAGAAAUCGUAUGCUUUUAGACCAGGCCGAAAUGCUCAUACCGUUAUAAGAGUCAUUAGGAGUAAUUUUGCAGGAUAUUUGUGGUUUUUGAAAGGGGAUUUGAGCUCUGUUUUCAAUAGAAUUGAGAUAGAUGCUUUGGUGGAUUGUUUGACAAAGGCGGUUAAGGAUCGAAAAGUGAUAAGCCUGAUAAGAUCUGCAUUAAAAACUCCUGUUAAAACUGUGAAUGAAGAGGAUGAUAGUAAAAAGUCAAGUAUAAGGAAGAAGAGAGAGAAGAAGAAGAAGAAGAAGAAGAAAGGUACAAGUAAGAAGAUAUUGGAUGAGAAUGAGCCAAAACCCGACCCUUACUGGUUAAGGACCUUCUUUGGCUUUGCGCCAGAGGAGGCAGCCAAGGUACCCACAUGGGGUCAUUGUGGAAUUCUUGGCCCAUUGAUUGCUAAUAUAUGUCUCAAUGAAUUGGAUUUCUGGAUGGAAAACAAAAUUUCGUGUUAUUUUCAACCUUCAAGGUGUGAUUCUAUUUGGAAGAAUUCGAUAGAGGAUGGUAGCCAUAAUCCUUCAUGGCCAGAGUUUGUUCCCACCAGUGGCCCUGAGAAAACAAAGAAAAUGGACUAUAUUCGAUAUGGGGCGCACAUAUUAAUUGGUAUCAGGGGCCCUAGAGAAGAUGCCUUAGAAAUUAGGAAGCAAAUAAUGGAAUUUUGUGAGAAGGUUUAUGGGGUAAUGAUCGAUAACUCGAGCUUAGAAAUUGAACAUAUAACCAGGGGAAUUCAAUUCUUGGAUCACAUAAUAUGUCAAAGAGUAAUAUACCCCACACUUAGGUAUACAUCCACUGGUGGGAAGGUUGUUAGUGAGAAAGGGGUUGGUACUUUGUUAUCUGUCACUGCAAGCUUACCACAAUGUAUACGUCAGUUUCGCAAACUUGAAUUCGUCAAGGGAGAUAGAGACCCCGAGCCAUUGCCUUGUACUCCUAUGCUCUAUGCGAGCCAAGCCCACACCAAUUCUCAAAUGAAUAAGUUUCUUGAAACCAUGGCAGAUUGGUAUCGUUAUGCUGAUAAUCGCAAGAAAGUGGUGGGUUUUUGUGCUUAUGUCAUUCGAAGCUCUCUAGCCAAGCUUUAUGCUGCAAGGUACAGGCUGAGGUCUCGUGCAAAGGUUUACAAGCUUGCUUCUCGAGAUCUCAGCCGUCCAUUGAAAGAGACAAGUGGAGAGGCUCCAGAAUAUACUGAUCUCUUGAGGAUGGGACUUGUGGAUGCCAUUGAUGGUGUUCAGUUUGUUCACAUGUCAUCGAUACCCACUUGUGAUUACACCCCAUUUCCUACGAAUUGGAUUCCAGAUCAUGAGCGUUUGUUACAUGAAUAUACAAUGUUACAGAGCCCUAAAUACUUUUGUCACUUGCGUAGAUCAAUAAAACAGCAGGGCGUAAGAGUGCCCCAAGAAGACCUAGCUAGACUUGUUUGGGAGUGGAAGGUUAAAGCGACUCUAAGUGGACAAAGCUCGAAAGUUGGUAAACAAUCUCCUGAAAUUUCUGAGGGAAAUAUGAGAAGACAAAAUCAAUAUGCAAGCUCUGCUGUCAAUCCAAUGGUAGUCGCUCAAAUGCAAUACAUGGCUGCUCAGAAUGCAUCAUGGUAGGGUUAUGAAUCCUUAUUCUGGCAAGCCAGAUGGAUCACCCUUGGAUGAAGAAUAAAAGUUUGUCAUCAAAGGCUGAACCCCUGUGGCAGUGGUAUGGCGAUGACUUGAAAGGACAUGGUUCAUUGGGUGAAUGGAUAUGUUGUAUAUAUAGAUACGGAUAGUAAUUGUGGUGGUCUUUACUGCUAGGGUACUUUAUGCUAUGUAAUUUAUGUGCAAUGUUAUAGUUUUAUUUUCAACAAUCGUCGACAUCGGAGGGAGUAUCGAAAAUGGACCUUAAAAUAAUCUAAAAAAGGAUCUGAACAUUGUAAUAUGUUAUCAUGUUACGGUUUGUCUUUUCUCCAGGAAUUUGUUUUUAUUGGACAUAUACUGAUAUAUAAUGAUCAAUUUAUUACA